Messenger RNA from Macadamia integrifolia, 3152 nucleotides. RefSeq names its product calcium-dependent protein kinase 2-like. NCBI's taxonomy places the organism in Eukaryota, Viridiplantae, Streptophyta, Magnoliopsida, Proteales, Proteaceae. The coding region runs from base 1172 to 2824 and encodes 550 amino acids. Gene Ontology annotation, biological process: peptidyl-serine phosphorylation; protein autophosphorylation; intracellular signal transduction. Gene Ontology annotation, cellular component: nucleus; cytoplasm. Gene Ontology annotation, molecular function: calmodulin binding; calcium-dependent protein serine/threonine kinase activity; calcium/calmodulin-dependent protein kinase activity. The record is from RefSeq and is a predicted model, not a curated record. The transcript has 8 exons.
ACUUAAAAGCAUAUUAAGAUGUAUCAUUCACGUAUGCGUGGGAUAUAGAUAUUCAUAGUUUUCGGUCUUAUCUGCUCUGUCAUCAGUUCAUCCUCUGUUUUGAAUCUUUCGCUCCACCACAUCCGCAAGUCCUAUCUGAUAUACCCAACUAAAACGCGUUUUUUAUUCUUUUUUCCCUUCCAAUUUCUUCUAUUUUUUGGAAUUUUGUGACCUUUUCUUUUUCUCUUUUUUGAAAGAAGCUUUCCAUUUUCUUCCCCUUUUGUAGUCUUUUUGAGAACUCUGUUUUUAAGCUUUUAUAUGGUUGCAGGGUUGGAGUCUUGUAGGAUGAGACCCAAGUGCACAAAUCAGAGAUUAUCACAGCUUUUCAAUUUUUUUUCCCAAUAAGAGGGUGGUUGAACAACUGGGUUUGACUAGAUUUGGAUGUGUUAGUGUUUGUAUUGUAAUUUGUAGGUAUAGUAGCAGUAGAUGGCUUAGUAGAGAAGCUGUGGAAUGAGUAUUUCAAGGAAAUGAAGGAAGGGAAAGACUAACAACUGGUUCUUAUCCACUGGGUCGACGACUUGGAAUCUCUCUCUCUCUCUCUCUCUCUCUAUAAUAUUUGAAAAAUUGAAGGGAAAGAGAGUUCGCCAUUUCUCUCAAAAAUGACACCUGAUACAAGGUCUAACUUCUAAGAGACUCUGAUCAUUCAAACCGUUUGUUUUUCCUCUCUCUCUCUCUCUCUCUCUCUCUCUCUCUCUCUCUCUCUAUAUAUAUAUAUAUAUAUAUAUUCUUUCUCACUGUUCAACACGCGCACCCAGUUUUGAAUAUUUCUACGUUAAUUUUUGCAUUUUUAGCUUUUUACUCCUGUUCUUAGUCCUGAAGGUGCAAUUGCAACAUCUGGAUUCUAGAAUCAGCAUACGAAUUCCUGGUCUCGGUUCUUGACUUUUUUUUUUCUUAUUACUCCUUUAAGGGUUUCCUUGAAAUUGGGCCCAAGACCUGAACCCAAAUUGGUUUUUUGUUUCCUCAGAUAUUCUCCCUUUUAUUUUUCUCUUUUUCACCUGCAAUAUCAGUUUCAGCAAUGAAAAUCUGAUCUGGGUUCUUCCCGAUACACAAAUCCUCCAAAAAUAGGCGCCUAAGUUCUUAGUUUCGACUCAUUUCUCUCUCUUGAAAGUGUGAAUUCGAGGUGUACGUAGAUAUGGGUCUCUGUUUCAGCAAGGAUCCAAAACCAAGAAAACCAAGUGCUAAUGGGUACAGAUCAGGCGGCGGCGGAGGAGGAGGAGGAGGUGGAGGUGUGGCAAGGCAUCAACAGAGACCUCAGCCUCCUGUGAUUCAUCAGCCUAAAGCUCCUCCCCAGCAAACCCACCCAGUACCGGAAAAGCGAUCGGCACCAUCACAUCCUCCUGCCGUUUCCCCAUAUAAGCAAACUUCUCCUUAUGGCCUUGUUCAUGAGCCGGAUACCAUACUAGGAAAGCCACUUGAGUAUUUGAAGUCCCACUACACUCUAGGCAAAGAACUGGGUAGAGGUCAGUUUGGUGUGACUUAUCUCUGCUCAGAGAACUCGACUGGCCACACUUAUGCCUGCAAGUCAAUAUCAAAGAGGAAGCUUGUUAGUAAGAAUGAUAAGGAUGACAUUAAAAGGGAGAUUCAGAUAAUGCAACAUUUAUCUGGGCAGCCUAACAUUGUGGAAUUUAAGGGUUCUUUUGAGGAUAGGCAAUCGGUUCAUGUGGUGAUGGAGCUUUGCGCAGGUGGGGAGCUCUUCGAUCGGAUAAUUGCGAAAGGGCACUACUCUGAGAAGGCAGCUGCUAAUACAUUUAGGUCCAUUGUAAACGUUGUUCAUGUCUGCCAUUUCAUGGGUGUGAUGCAUCGAGAUCUGAAGCCUGAGAAUUUCUUGCUUUCAAGUAAGGGCGAAGGAGCCAAGUUGAAGGCUACUGACUUUGGGUUGUCUGUCUUUAUUGAGGAAGGUAGGGUGUAUCGAGACAUAGUAGGGAGUGCUUACUAUGUUGCUCCUGAAGUUCUGCGGCGUAGUUAUGGGAAGGAAAUAGAUAUUUGGAGUGCAGGAGUUAUCUUGUAUAUUCUACUAAGUGGUGUUCCUCCUUUCUGGGCUGAGACGGAGAAGGAAAUAUUUGAUGCAAUAUUGAAAGGUGAUAUAGACUUUGACAGUGCCCCCUGGCCAUCAAUAUCAAGCGGUGGCAAAGAUCUGAUUAGAAGGAUGCUAACGCAAGACCCCAAAAAGCGGAUUACUUCUGCACAAAUUCUUGAGCACCCAUGGCUGAGAGAAGAUGGAGAAGCGCCUGAUAAACCAAUAGACAAUGCAGUUCUCUCAAGGAUGAAGCAAUUCAGGGCAAUGAAUAAGCUCAAGAAGCUCGCACUAAAGGUGAUUGCAGAAAAUCUUUCUGAAGAAGAAAUUAAAGGGCUGAAGGCAAUGUUUGCAAACAUGGACACAGACAAGAGUGGUACAAUCACUUACGAAGAAUUGAAGACAGGGUUGGCUCGACUUGGAUCAAAGCUUUCAGAAGCCGAAGUUCAGCAACUAAUGGAAGCUGCUGAUGUCGAUGGAGAUGGUUCAAUUGACUAUAUCGAAUUCAUCACGGCUACAAUGCAUAGACACAAGCUCGAACGGGAUGAGCAUCUAUACAAAGCCUUCCAGUAUUUUGAUAAAGAUAGUAGUGGGUUUAUUACGAGAGAUGAAUUGGAAACAGCCAUGAAGGACUACGGAAUGGGUGAUGAAGACAGCAUCAGGGAAAUAAUACAGGAGGUGGACACUGAUAAUGAUGGUAGGAUCAACUAUGAGGAGUUCUGUACAAUGAUGAGAAGUGGGAUGCAGCAGCAACCGAUGAAACUUCACUAGUUCAACUUAUUGGUGGAUAUGUACGUUUGAACAAGUUCAUGAAUUACAUUUAAUUUGAUGACUAUGCAUACGAAAAUAUGAGAGCAGCUCAACAGCCGAACGGUCACAUUGGAGGUCUAAUUUAUGUUGCUGACGUUCAAAGGAUCCUUUUAAAAAUGAUCUUCAACUCAGUUCUUAUCUCUAAUACAGAGGGUCAUUUGCAAUGUCUGUAGUUGGAAAAUGUAGUCUUUGUGCAUAUCUAGUUUCUAGUUCUUUUGUUUUUCGAAGACAUUGUGUUUGUAUUUCUUCAUCAUGCCUUUAACAAGAGGAGAUUUCUUUUUCGGGAUGA